CAGUUUCUGAGAAUUAUUUUCUUAUAUGUUUUCAUAUGUUAAAUGUUCGUCUACCUCUGCGAAGCGUCUAAGUUAUCUUUAUUUUGAAGCAUUUAUCCGGAAGUUUUUCCGGAUGUUCCCUCCUAAAGUUCCGGACUGCCUGGAUUGUAUGUUGUCAUUUGUGGAGUUUGAACAAUCAGACGUAUGCCGAUAAAAUCGUCGUUAUUGUAGAUUCUGUGGUAGUAGUGAUGCAUUGCCAUUGCGACUAGUGGACUACGGAUGGACCUACCGACAUCGGAGUUGCUGAGCUGCAUUUUGUUCAGACAUGACGGAAUGACGUGUUGUUGCCUGAGUGGAGAGACAGCCAAACGCCCGUUCAUCGCCACUUUAGCUGGAAACGUGAACUGAUCUUUUUGAAACAGUCACAUCAAAAUGCCUGAGAACAUAUCACCAGUGCCGGUACUGCCGCUGAUGAUGAACGGUUUCCUGUCGGUCCUCGGUUGCAUGGCCACAAUGAAACUCAUUCCUGCUUUCAAGGACCAUUUUAUCUCAGCCAGGUUGUACGGAAUGGACCUCAACAAAACUUCCAAAAAAGAAGUGCCAGAGUCACAAGGAGUCAUCAGUGGCACAGUCUUCCUCAUCAUCCUCUUCUUCUUCAUCCCAGUGCCUUUCCUUAGCUGUUUUGUAGGAGAUCAGUGCAAGGGCUUCCCCCACGAUGAGUUUGUCCAGCUGAUCGGUGCACUUCUGGCCAUCUGUUGCAUGAUCUUUCUGGGCUUCGCUGACGAUGUGCUCAACCUACGCUGGCGACACAAACUUCUGCUCCCCACAGUGGCGUCGCUGCCACUACUCAUGGUCUAUUUUACCAACUUUGGCAACACCGUCAUCGUGGUGCCGAAGCCCUUCAGAGCCCUGCUGGGGCUGCAUCUAGACUUGGGUAUUCUUUACUAUGUCUACAUGGGAAUGCUUGCUGUGUUUUGCACAAAUGCCAUCAACAUCUUAGCAGGCAUCAAUGGCAUUGAGUCUGGUCAAGCCCUUUUUAUCUCUGGCUCCAUUAUCAUCUUCAACCUUGUGGAGCUCAGUGGGGAUUUUCGUGAUGAUCAUGUCUUUUCUCUGUACUUUAUGAUACCAUUUUUCUUUACAACAUUAGCACUUUUUUAUCACAAUUGGUACCCUUCAUCUGUGUUUGUGGGCGACACGUUCUGUUACUUUGCUGGGAUGACCUUUGCUGUAGUUGGCAUCCUGGGACACUUCAGCAAAACAAUGCUGUUGUUCUUCAUUCCUCAAGUAGUUAACUUUGUCUACUCCUUGCCUCAGCUGUUUCACAUAAUCCCCUGUCCCAGACAUCGACUACCUAGACUGAAUCCAGACACGGGCAAACUAGGGAUGAGUUAUUCUAAAUUCAAGAGAAAAGACCUCUCUAAACUAGGACAUCUCAUUAUGAAGGUUGCAGAAUUAUUGAAGUUGCUUGAAGUGCGAAGAUUUCAGGAGAAAGAUGAUGAUUUUAUUGAGUGCAACAACAUGACCCUAAUAAAUCUUGUUCUGAAAUUACUUGGCCCCAUCCAUGAGAGGAAUCUCACAGUCAUCAUGCUCAUCAUACAGGUGAUGGGCAGUGCAGUCGCUUUUGGGAUCCGUUAUCAUCUGGUCCGUCUCUUCUAUGACGUUUAGUUCUCCAUGAAACCAAAGAGAACACAAACUGACAAAAUAUGGAAAUAAUUUCCUGGCUUGCGGUUCAUCUUCCUCAUAAUUGAUUCUAUUACCUCAUUUAUUAUUUUUUGACUCAAACUCAACUUAGUGUAAUGUUCAGUUAUGUUUCAUUCUGGUAAGACAUUUUCACAUACAGACAAAAAAAGUUUCAUUGAGCACAGCAGCAGUGCUAUUCUUCCACUAUGUGUUGAGGGAAUUAUGAGGAGGAAAGUACUUAAAUCUCAAUAAGCUUGAGUGUCCGUCAUAAAGGGUGUAUUUCCUACUGAGAACGUAAAGUUCGGGGGGAUAUUCUCCCUUGUUCAGGGCACAUCAGUGCCUGAGUGUUUCUUAAUUGCCAUCGUUUGAAAUGUCAUUGAUGGUCGUAGAUUUUCUAUAAAAUGAAGGCUGAUACAUAUUUACUUAAAUAUGACACAAAUUGUAUGAGGUCAAGUAACCAUUCACACCUUUCCAUAGCUAUGGUAGUAUCAGUUAAUGAAUGAAUUCUGAAUGAAAGCACACAAAAUGGACUUUGUGAAUAAAAUUAAAUAUAAAGAAGUUAUUGUCAUGAGGGGGGAACUGGUGGGAAAAAAUUAUGAGCAAUGUCCUGAUUAAUGACACAAUUGUGAAGAUCAGUUCAUUUUGGAUACAUAUGAGUUCUUUUGACUGGCGACUUGUCCAGGGUGUACCCCGCCUCUCUCCAAAGACAGCUGGGAUAGGCUUCAUCACCACCCGCGACCCUGCCUGGGAAUAAGCGGUAGAGAAUGAAUGAAUGGAUGGAUGGAUGAGUUCUUUUGGAUUGCUAUUAUCUUUUUCUAAGGAAACAGCAAACAACAAUGUGAAGUUAAGUGACACUGGCCUUUUUUUUAUUGUAAAAACAACAACUGCCUGCGCAUGCUGUUUACUGCUGAGAUGGAAGGCUCAGAGUUAUAAAAUAAAUGAUUUUAAUCUA
Betta splendens (Siamese fighting fish) is the source of this 2611-nucleotide messenger RNA. RefSeq names its product dolichyl-phosphate (UDP-N-acetylglucosamine) N-acetylglucosaminephosphotransferase 1 (GlcNAc-1-P transferase) (gene dpagt1). The record is from RefSeq and is a predicted model, not a curated record. The transcript has 9 exons. Gene Ontology annotation, molecular function: UDP-N-acetylglucosamine-dolichyl-phosphate N-acetylglucosaminephosphotransferase activity. NCBI's taxonomy places the organism in Eukaryota, Metazoa, Chordata, Actinopteri, Anabantiformes, Osphronemidae. Gene Ontology annotation, cellular component: membrane. Gene Ontology annotation, biological process: protein N-linked glycosylation; dolichol-linked oligosaccharide biosynthetic process. The coding region runs from base 412 to 1644 and encodes 410 amino acids.